AUGAAUAUCAUAACUAAUUUUUUUAAACUCAAUCAUCGUUACAAUAAAAAGACACCAGAUAUAAUAUCAAUUGGUUGUCAAAAGCAAACAGAAACAACAAUUCCAAUAAAGAUCCAAUCAUCAACAAUAAAAACAAAAACAGCCGAUAGUGGUAAAAAACCACAAGCAUUAUCAUAUCAACAAUCAAACCAACCGUCAUUUCAUUUUCAAAUAAAUGCUGUUCUUAGUCGAUGGGAAAAGUUGAAAAAAGAAAAGGUAAAAUGUCAACAACAACAACAGCUAAUGCAAUGUAUUAAAGAAAAGAAAUCAACAGAAUAUGAUGAAUUCGAUCGAAUUAUGGAAGAAGAUCUUGGAAAUCAAUUACAAGAACUAGAACGACAAGAAGAAAAAUAUUAUAAACAAAUAGAAGUAACAUUAGAAGAACAAUUCAAACAAGAUAAUUAUAGCGAAGAAUUAGACGAUGGCGAAUUAGAACGAAUUUGUAUGGAACAACUUGAACCAGUUGAAGAGCAAAAUGAUAGAUAA
Messenger RNA from Adineta steineri, 525 nucleotides. Lineage: Eukaryota; Metazoa; Rotifera; Eurotatoria; Adinetida; Adinetidae. The record is from the annotation of a GenBank genome assembly.